GGUGGCGACCGCAUUCAACUGUUCUCGCCCCGACGCGCCUCCACGACUUUCGACUGUUUCGCGCCAACAAUCGACGAUCGCAAUUUUUCAUCGCUUUUCGUUUGUUUUUUUCUCUCAUCGUCGACUUCAUUUUUUUCAUUCCUCGAAUUCCGUUUAACAUAUUUUUUCAGCACUGAAAACGAUUGUUUAUAAUUUCUUUUCACACCAAAUGAAAUAGCUUUUCUGAACAUUAACGAAGUUAUUGAGAUAGUCUGAAAAAAAAUGAAUGAAUCAUGUUUGGUAAAAUUUUACAUGGUGUGUCGAUAAACUUUUAGUAUUAUGUAUGUGAAGAACUGUUCGAAACUUUUUGAUUUUGAAUUUAUUGACUAUAAAGAGUGUAACGAUAGUAGUUGUUAUUGCGUGAAGAAUUCGGCAUGGGUUACAAAGACUACCAAUGGGUCCAGCAUUGACUCCUUUUAUUUGUAUGAGGUGGAGCAUUUCACAGUAUUAUGGAUCCUCUUCAUAAUAAUAGUAAUUGGAAAUAGCGGUGUUCUAUACUCCCACUUCAUUGGACGACCAAGGAAAAGUCGAAUGAAGUUUUUUAUUGCUCAUUUGGCAUUUGCAGAUCUCUCAGUUGGACUGAUUAGUGUAUUAACAGAUAUUAUUUGGCGUAUGACAGUUACCUGGUAUGCUGGUGAUGCUUCUUGUAAAUUUAUUAAAUUUGCCCAGGCAUUGGUCACUUAUGCUUCUACUUAUGUACUUGUAUCCCUGAGUAUUGACAGAUACGAUGCCAUUCGUCAUCCAAUGAAAUUUUCAGGAAGUUGGAGAAGGGCUAGAAUUUUAAUUAUUUUGGCCUGGGCAAUCAGUGCCCUUUUUUCCUUGCCAAUGCUGUUUUUAUACGAAGAAAAAAUAGUACAAGAUCAACCCCAGUGUUGGAUAGAAUUUCCAGAACAGUGGCAAUGGCAACUGUAUAUGGUUCUCAUUUCUUUGGCAUUAUUCGUCAUACCAACCAUUAUAAUAACUACUUGCUAUGCUAUCAUGAUCAAGACUAUUUGGUCAAAGAGCGGUCCUCAGAUUGGCAGAGGAAAUAAAAACAGUAUUAAUGAUCGAAUAGGAUCUGACAAUGAUCGACGAGCAUCAUCCAGAGGUCUCAUACCACGUGCCAAAGUUAAGACUAUUAAAAUCACAUUAAUUAUAGUAACAGUUUUCAUCCUUUGUUGGAGCCCUUACAUAAUAUUCGACCUGCUGCAAGUGUUCGGCUAUAUCCCCCCGACCCAGACAAAUACGGCGAUAGCUUCGUUUGUGCAGAGUCUGGCCCCGCUCAAUUCAGCUGCCAACCCCAUAAUCUACGGAAUAUUCUCCACACAGUUUUGUAAAAUUUUUGGAAACAUUCCUCCAUUCAAGUGGUGCCGGAUAAAAACCAAGAGGAAAAGCCUAAACUCCACUACAAAAAGCAGUACCAUCUCCGAAGUACUGACGAAUACGACAAAACGAAGAGCGGAUAUGGUCACUUCCAUCAACAAGGCUCACACGGCAAUUGUUGUUGCCAUAGUUCAUGAAAAAUCAUAAACAUUAUCAUACUAGAAUAAGGUGUAACUUAAUAUUAUGAUAUUUUAUAUUAUAUGUAUGUAUAUUGUAUUUAUUGAAACCACUGUCUGAUGUCGAUAAGUAUAUAAACAAUUUGCUACUGAGUAGACAAAUAAAAAUAAAUGAGAUGAAUGUGUA
Messenger RNA from Sitophilus oryzae (rice weevil), 1704 nucleotides. It is a transcript of the gene Ccapr1, whose product is annotated as cardioacceleratory peptide receptor-like. The coding region runs from base 319 to 1548 and encodes 409 amino acids. Gene Ontology annotation, molecular function: vasopressin receptor activity. The transcript has 9 exons. NCBI's taxonomy places the organism in Eukaryota, Metazoa, Arthropoda, Insecta, Coleoptera, Curculionidae. Gene Ontology annotation, biological process: G protein-coupled receptor signaling pathway. Gene Ontology annotation, cellular component: membrane. The record is from RefSeq and is a predicted model, not a curated record.